Closterium sp. NIES-65 is the source of this 2376-nucleotide messenger RNA. The record is from the annotation of a GenBank genome assembly. NCBI's taxonomy places the organism in Eukaryota, Viridiplantae, Streptophyta, Zygnematophyceae, Desmidiales, Closteriaceae.
AUGGACGAUCCCGAGGUGUUGCUGCCGUCGAUCGAGCGGCGAACGAAGCAGCUGCGGCAGCAGGAGCAGAUGCUGCGGGAAGCCGUGACGGCCGCGUCGCGCAGGAAGGAGACGAGCGCAGCGGCGCUCAGGUCCGCCGAAGACGCGCACCAGCAUCUGCUGCGCGAUCGAUUCCCCGCGCUCAACGCGCAGGUGAAUGCGCAGCUCGACGCCAUGGCCGCCCAUGCCGCCGCCAUCGCCGCCUUCCUCUCCCCCGCGCGCCCGGGAUCACUGGCGAUGGUGGCGGGGGUGGAGCCGCUGCUGGAGGCGCAGGAGGAGGUGGCGCUGCAGCACGAGGUGUGGAAGCGACGCCAGUUCGAUGAGGGGCCGUCCCGGGCGGUGGCGUUGGAGGGGUUGGGUUUGUACUUGCCGUGUGACCUCAACGACCUGGAUGCUGCCGUCAUUGCGGGGGACCAUGGGGCUUCCAUCGACACGCCAGACGCCAUCUAUCGGUGCAACAUCAGGGAGCUCAAACACGUGCAUGACCUGGAUGAUUUGUAUCUUUCUCUCUCUCCCUCCUACCCCUUCCUCUCUUGCCUGUCCCCUUGCUCCCCGUCCUUUCAACCCCUUGCUCAUCCACCUACCGUCCCCGUCGCUGUCAUGCCCAACAGGGCGGGGGAGGCGGAGCAGCGUUACGUGGCAGCCAUGGUGGACGAGGCUCGCUGGACUGCCAGGGGGAGGGCGCUGGGCAGAGCGCUGGGGGAUGGGGAGAGCGCUGGGGGAUGGGGAGAGCGCUGGGGGAUGGGGAGAGCGCUGGGGGAUGGGGAGAGCGCUGGGGGAUGGGGAGAGCGCUGGGGGAUGGGGAGAGCGCUGGGGGAUGGGGAGAGCGCUGGGGGAUGGGUGGACGGGGGGAGGCGGGUGCUUGGGAUGGGUGGUGAGGGACGUUCAGGGAACGGCGGGGUUUGGGCAUGGUGUGAAAGGGUGCCUGCAUGUGUGUAUGGUUGCAUGUGCAUGUACAUUCUCUCGUCUCAUCCCACUCGCUUUUCUAUAACCCCACACCCCCUCCCUCUUCCCUCCUCUCACCCCACUCCCCUCCCAUUGCUUGCCUCCUUGACUCUCUUCCGCCCCCUUCUCUCCCCUCCGCCCCCUUCUCUCCCCUCCGCCCCCUUCUCUCCCCUCCGCCCAUGGCAGCAGCAGCAGUGGCGGCAGCAGCAAGGGAACGGCAGGGGGUGCGGGGCAGGGGGGGGCGGGGGGGGCGGGGGGGGCGGAGGAGAGGAGGCGGAGGAGGCGGCUGGAGGAGGAGACUACGAGCUCAAGAUGCAGAGGCAGCGCUUCUACCUCGCCAAGAUGCACCAGCUGCUGACUCAGCAGUACUGGCAGCUGGCUGUCAACGUGGCACUGCAUGGAGCCGUCCUAUUGGACGCGCACCACCUGGAGCGCACCUGGCAGCUGCUGCUCCAAUUACAUUGCGACACGUCAGCAGCUAUCAGUGACUCUGAAACCCGCAAGGCGGCUUACAAAGCUCUUGCCUCACAAGCCACUGCCCCCACUGCCCCCACCGCCCCAACAUCCUUCUCCUCCUCCCAGUUCCCGCCCCCCUCCUCCUCCCUCCCCCUCCCAGCCUCCUCCCCCCUGUGGCCCGCCCUGCUCUCCGCCCUCUCCCCCCCCGCUGCUCAAGGGGAGCCACUCGGGGCAGCAGGGGGGGGAGUCGCGCAGGCAGCAGGGGGAAGGGAGGGGGAGAGUGGGGGGGAGGUGGUGGAGCGGCUGGUGGAGGGGCUGAGGGGGAGGGCGCAGGGGGAGGGGGAGCGGGUGCAGCAGGGGGUGGAGCAGAGUGAGCGGCUGCUGGCACACAUGGCGGGCAUGCAGGCGGCCAUGGUGGAGCUGCUCUCAUCGCCGCAUGCCACUCCCUCCUCCACCGCCGCUCAUGCCAUGCCGCUGCACCUCUCGCCCCCUGCUCUCGUGGACGAGCGGCUGCGAGUGGAACGCCAGCUCAGCGAUGAUGUGGCACCGGCGAUUGACAGGCUGGCAGACGAGUGGCAGACAACCCAGAGGAGCGCGGUGCACGCGCCAAGGCAUGGCAUCCGCCAGCGACUGCUGCACUCCUUCUUCUCCCCGGCCGCCCUGCCCCGCGCACUGCUGCACGCGCACUCCGCUCAGGGCGCAGGGGGCGAGGGGGCGCGGACCGAGGGGGCAGGGCGCGAGGCUCGAGAGGCGCAAGGCGGGAUGCAUGGGCAGGAGAGGGAGAGCAGGGGGGGUGGUGGCGAGGGCAGUGGCAUGGGCAUGAGCAUGGGCAUGAACGAUGGUGGGGGCAGGGGUGAGUGCAUGGGCAUGCAGUGUGGGAUGCAUGUGGGGAUGGGGAUGGGCAUGGAGGAGGACGAUGACAGCUUCAUUUUCUAA